Molecule: messenger RNA, 4989 nt
Organism: Tauraco erythrolophus (red-crested turaco)
Lineage: Eukaryota; Metazoa; Chordata; Aves; Musophagiformes; Musophagidae
Source: RefSeq, a predicted model, not a curated record
GUAUCCGUGGAGCUCGCAGCUGACACCAAGGACUUCACCCGCACCGCUGCCCGGGCGGCCACGGCGCGAGGCACGGCUCAUGCUGUGGGAAGUCCUCGGCUGGAAUUCCAGGAGCCCAGCAGCAAGAGUGUGAACGCAGAAGGCCCUCGCUGCUUGAAACUUAACAGCUAUGAGGAGUCAGGGAAUUUGGGAGCAACCAGUGUAAAUGUCGUGCAGCCGACCUCUGCAGCCCGUACUUCGAUGGCACGAAUGGCUGCGUCUGAAGACGGUGGGUUGUUACUGCAUGUGCUGUUGAUGGUGCCCCAUGGAAAGGAUUUUCUUACUGGAGACGAUGGGCCCCACAGUUCUUGUAAUGUGUAUUUGAACUGCAAGCUGCUCAGCACCGAGGAGGCAACGAGAUCUGCUGUCAUUUGGGGCACAACUCAACCUGCCUUUAAUUUUUCUCAGGUGAUGCCUUUUUCAUUGACUUCCAAACACUUGGAGCGACUCAAGAACAACGUCAUGAUUAUUGAAGCAUGGAACAAGAUGGGAAGCCCUGCCUGUGACAGACUGCUGGGAUUAGUGAAGCUUCCUCUGCAUCAGUUUUACAUCUCAUUCAAAGAUCCAAAGAUUUCCCACCUGCUCCUUCAAGCUCACUAUCCCGUGGUUGCUGUGGACAGCUAUAUGCCUGUGAUGGACGUUUUUACCGGCAGUAGAAGUGGAAGCCUGAGGGUCAUUCUGGCGAUGGGGUCGGCUGAUCAAAUAGUGGCACUGCAAAGGCUGAAAAACGAAGAUGGGAUGGUGCCUCCCGUCACACAGCGCCCUUCCCACUCUCUGGACCCUCCUCCUACAAAGCCUGCAAUGCAGUUAGACCAAGAAGGAGAAGACCUGAUGGAGCAUGUGUUUGAGAUCCAUGUGGAGAGCGUGAAAGGACUCGCUCCCUUACAGUCCACCGUCUGGGGAGAGGCUGACUGCUACGUGCAGUACUAUUUCCCAGUUCAAGAGGCUGGUUGUGAUGCACUGCAAGGAACUGAAUUGUGUGAAGGUGGCACAAAGUUAAAGCCGUUCCGCACAGCGACCACUUUGUGCGUCCCUGAUCCCGUCUUUAAUGACGAGCAUCAUCAUUCUUUGUUGGUGCCUGCUGAUGUCCCAGUCCAGAGGCUCCUGGUCAGUGCAUUUAUGGCACUAGGAGCAGCUGGGGGAGGAAUCCAGUUUGAAGUCUGGUGCAGGUAUUACUACCCAAACGUCAGAGACCAGAUGGUUGCCAAAGGGACCUUGCCUUUGUCACGGCUGUGUGCCAUGGUGACUAUGCAGCAUCGCGAAGAAAUAGGGAUACAGACUUUUAAUCUGCCAUUGGUCCCCAGGACUGAUUCCUUGGAGGAAUUUCAUCUGCAGUCUUCAGGCUUGCUUGAUGUGAGUGUGAGAUACCAACGAUCCAUGAAAACGGCAGGAGGAAUAACUGAGGCUCAGGCUGUUUCUCUUUCUGUACACAUACACAGAGCAGCUGGUUUGCAAGCAGCAGCUAGAGCUGUGGCACAAAAGAACCCUUCGGUCCAGUACUAUGCAGGUGUGGGAGUUAAUGCUUAUGUCUCUGUGCACCUCUCCUUCCUACCUGAGGCAGAGACACGCAACACACGAGCUGUGGCUUGUACUUUCUGCCCGGAGUUCGAGCAUCACGUAGAGUUUCCAUGUAACCUCAUCAUUCAGAAAAGUAGUGGAGAAGCCUCUUGUCUGGGGGAGCUUUUGCAGUCUGCAAAUAUCGUCUUCUCCAUCUACCAUCAGAGCACCAAGUCAGCCACCGAGACGCUGGCAGCUCGGACAUCAAGAGAUUAUCUUCUUGGGACAGUCACAAUUCCAACCAGAGACCUGCUGAGAAGAAGAUCAGGUAUUACAGGCUGGUACCCAGUCACCCUGUCUGAAGAAUUAAUGCCCUCACACUGCUCAAACGUCAUGCAGGCCAUUGUGGGAGGACUGGAACUUUCCAUUACCUUUGCUCAUCAGGAUGACAGGGAGCAUGUUUUGGAGGCUGCUAAGCUCUUGGGAUGGAGCAGUGAGGAGAGCCGUGAAGACAGCGUGGACGAUAGCGACGAAUGGGAGCAGAGUGCCGGUCCAGUGACUGUGACCAUCUCAACCCCCAGAGUUUGGCUGCCAGUCCACUGCGUGCUGCUUGCAGGCCAGACACACCUGAACAGAAGCGUUUACUGCUACCUCAGGUACAAGCUGUAUAACCAGGAAGCCACGUGGACUUUGCUUCGGAGGCCAAAACUCAGUGAUGACACAAAGAACGUUACAGUGAACUUUAAGAAACCAAACAAGGUGACUCUCAGAAGGAGCCAAGGACUGCUUUGGUUCUUCAGAGAGGAGAAAUUAGAAGUCCAGGUGUGGUGGGCGUACGGUAAAGAAAAUGGUGUGGAAAGGCCACUUGAUACAGAUCGUCUCGUUGGAUCUGCCUAUGUCGACCUCACAGCAUUAGCAGAGAGGUCAAGGACAACGCUGAGUGUUAGUGGGGUUUAUCCACUGUUCAGGUGCAACGCUGCAGACCUAGCAGGAGCUGCUGUACGUGUUCACAUCAGCCUUUCUUCCACUUCUGCCGCUCUGCCCAGCAGACUUCACUGUGCUGAGGAAUACAGCAACAGUGAGGAUGAAGGCACAGAGAAACGCCCUGAUCUGAGCCAACAGAUCUCUGAAAAUGAGGGUCAGAAACUGGAUAUCAGAAGUUCAGAAAUCACCAAUGGCAAACCACAGGAAGACGACGUGAUGUUUCUGGAAAACACAGUUGCUGUCAAUAUCCUUGUGGAAAGAGCAAUGCAUCUAAGUUUAAAAGGAAGUCCUUUGACAGAACGUGAAGUAGCAGCACCCAGUAGCUGUGUGUCAUUUUCUGUUGCUGGUGCAGAUGCUCCAAUAACUACUUCAGUAGUAGAAAACACAGACUCACCAGUCUGGGACUUUCAGCAGCAAGCACGGUUAUCCAAAGAACUUCUGCUGGAUCCACAGCAAACCUUGGUCUUCAAAGUGUGGCAUAAAGCAGAGAGUGAGCGAGUGAUAGGAUUUGCAUCAGUGGACCUUUCUCCUCUUCUCUCUGGCUUCCAAGUGGUGUGCGGGUGGUACAAUAUUACGGACUUCAGCGGGCAGUGCCGAGGGCAGAUCAAAGUGGCAGUUUCCCCUCUUCAAAACCUAAAUAACCUCAAAGAGGAAAGGCAGGCAAGGAUCCGGACCCAGCCACCAGGUUCUUUGGGAUGUACUUCAGUGAAGCCCAGCUUUCCAGCAUUUCCCAAUAAUGCUACAGGCUUUUCCAAGCAGAAAAAUACCUUGUCAAAGGAAGUCAGUGUUCCUACUCGAGAGCGGAUUAGUCUCCCUGGAGCACACAGGCCUCGUCACGAGGAGCACAUGCAGAACGUGCGCAGGUUCCACGAGUCCCUGCAGCAGGCGGAGGGGAACGCGCACCGGGCGGCAAAGAUGGACGCGCUGUCGCUGUCGUCACGCGCUUCGCUUCUCACUGCUCUCAGAAAAAACUUGAGUGAGCUGGAUGAGGUUCAAAGAUACUUCAGUCAGAAGCUGACCGGGUCUUUUCCUGACUUCAGCCACGGUAGCACGUCCAAACCAAGUCAUGAGGAGCAGGAGAGCCACCACCGGAGCUUGAUGAGCAGAGAAGUGGAUCCCAACACACACCAUCUUUUGGAAAAAUCGAGUCAGUUGGUGUCUCAGGUCAGCAGCCUAAUCAACGACUUACAGACUAUCACUAAAAAUAAUAAAGAAUCUUCGAACGUGCAUCAAGAGAGCAGCAGAAAGCCAAGUGCUACACACAGACCCAACCAGAAGGACGAAGAAGCCAGAACUGGAGCAUGUCAAGGCCAACUUGAGCUUGGCUCACCCAGCGUUUGCAGCGAUACGCAGCAGCCCUGCUCUUUCGGGAGAUCUGUGUUUGAGAGACACAUGUUGCACGAGUUUCUAGACCAAGCUGUCCCUGAAGAUGAGCAUCCUUUGCCAGUGGACCACGUCCAGGAAGAUGAAGGUGCUUUUGCUCUCCAGCCACACAGCGAAGGAGAAUACGAAGAAGAUGUUAUAGAACCACGAACUCUUAAUGAAAUAACGACCGUAACGGACAAAACUAGUCCCUGGUCCAGUGUGCUGUCUGAAGUGGAGCUGGGUGCUGACCAGCAGCCCACAGACUUGGGGCCUGAAGAUCAGCACUCGGUGGAUAUAGACUGUUUGCAAAGAGGAAACAGCAGACGGAGCAGCACCUUCUCCAGCACGCUACAAGGUGACAACCAUAGUGUGCUCACCACCUUUAGCCCGUGUGUUAGCCUCCACGCAGACGAGAGCAGUCCUUGGGCAGUAGCAGAAGGCUUUCCAAGUUUGAACAGUGGCACAGAAACAAUUGAGAAGGAGCUGUUCCAGCCCACUCAUUUGUCAGAAGUGCAUCGAACAACCCGUGGCCCUGUAGAAAAUGGAAAUUGUGACUGGGAUAGAGCAUUUAACGCUAAACCAGUAGAGCAAAACAUGGAGUUUCGUGCAGCCUCUGAAGAACUACUGGAAUUUCCACCAGAUGUUGGUUUGACCAAUCCAAAAAGCACAGAAAGAGAGGAGGAGGAAGACGGCGAGGAUGUCAACGAAGAUCGUCAAGAUGAGGAAGAAAGUGGUUCCGAUGAGAACUGUGUGAAGAGUGUAUCAGCCCAAGCAGGCUCCGAAGGAAAGAGCCAAAGCUUAUCUGAUGGCAGUAGUGAAGACCCACUGGAAGAGUCACAACAGUCUGUCACAACGAAAAUUGCUUUAUCUGAUCCUGUUGUUAUUCCCAACUUCUUCCUUCCACCCCAGCAGAUGGAAGCCUCCAUGAGACUGCUCAGCAUUUCUUCUCAUCCAUCCUCAGCCCUGACAAGCAGGAGCGGAGCCGUGCCGGGCGCCAUCCCGUACCGAAGGCCACCUCGUCCCAGGCCCACGGCCCAGCUGUCGGAAGAGGAAACCAAAAGGAUCGCCAAGAUCUUCUCCGCUCAGCUGUCCAAGAAGGAGUAA